AAACUGUCGUGGUGACGCUUCAUGGGCGUUCCCAUGGAAACAGGAGGGAGACUUGACUUAGCCGGUUCUGUAAUGUUUUCUUUAAAGUUACUCCCCUCGCAAGUUUGCAACAUUUAAAGCGCGGUAAAGUGUGUGGCUUGCGAAUUCCAGAAACAGAACUAGCUAACUCCAGAACUAACUAACUGACUUCACACUGCAUGAAACGCUUUUAGUGUUAAAACGAGUGCAGGCAGGGCUUUUCUUGUAGUUUGCGAGCUAACCUGCUAAUCAGAAUGACCCAGCAAGGAGCUGCGCUGCAAACCUACAACAAUGAGCUUGUCAAAUGUAUAGAGGAGCUGUGCUCUAAAAGAGAAGAUCUAAACCGGCUGAUCCAACAGGAGGAAGCAGAGAAAACUCGUCUUCAGCAUGACAUCCGUGUGCUGACAGAGAAGCUGAGUCGUGUGAAUGAGAGCCUGGCACGCCGUCUCAGUGCCCGCGCUGACUUUGACCGCACCAUCGCAGAGACAGAGGCUGCUUACAUGAAGAUUCUUGAAAGCUCUCAGACACUGUUAAGUGUUUUGAAGAAGGAAACUGGGAAUCUGACCAAAGCCACUGAACCAAGAAGCAGCAAAGAUCAUUGAUAAAUACUGAAUUUUUCUCCUUUUAUUUGUCUAUAUUCCAUUCAUAAUUUCUACCAGCAACAUUUACCACACAACAUCAGUGUAACUUCUCAUUCUUAUCAGGAAGCUGUAUAUGUAAAGUGUAUAGAUAUGUAAUAAUGUUUUGAUCUAUUAGUAGUGUUUAAUGUAAUGCUUUUAAUUUAAAUUUAAUGUUUUAAUAAAUCAAAUGAACAAGUUA
Molecule: messenger RNA, 837 nt
Organism: Pimephales promelas (fathead minnow)
Lineage: Eukaryota; Metazoa; Chordata; Actinopteri; Cypriniformes; Leuciscidae
Gene: ssna1
Product: Sjogren syndrome nuclear autoantigen 1
Biological process (GO): axon extension
Cellular component (GO): ciliary basal body; axon; centrosome
Source: RefSeq, a predicted model, not a curated record